UGCUCAUGAUUCUCCUAAAGUAUACAGCACCUCUAUUGAUUAACUCAGACGUAGCCUUUCAGUGUCCAGUUCUCUCUUGCCACCGACAGUGGCCCACUUACUAUCAAGUAAUCAUAUCUUGCGGAAUGCGUGCGCGAACCAGUCAGCAGCCAUGCAUGCAAACACAUAUAUGAACACGAGGUACGCCGCCUUUGUCUUCCCUUCAUCAACAUCCACCGUCCCCUUCGCCCUCCGCUGACGCGCUCGCAACACCGUGACAUGGCUGAUUAUGAGAUGGGAUCCUAUGGCCCCAGUACGAGCCGUGGAGGUGGUGGCAGUGCCGGUGGCGCCCGUGGCCAGAAGCGACAGAGAAUCGAAGGACCGGAGCAGACAGGCGGCCAACAACAGGCCGUCAAGGUCAAGGUCAUGCGUGUGAAGGCGAACACUAGGACGGCGUCGAAGCCGGUCGGGCCAAGCAGUCACCACUUGACGAAGGAUGAGGUUCCGGAUGAGUUCAAGACGGCGAAGUUCGCAUUGCAGAUUCAUAUCCGUGUCGCUGCUUGCCUACCGAACCAAGUCUCCGUUCCGGAAGUCGUCAAGAAGGUGGACGCCGAUAAGGUCCUUGCUAGUCUCAAGGUGCCGGAGCGGUCCUCGGUGAAGGAUGAGCUGCUCAAGCAUCACAACCUGACUGUAGACGAAGACAACACGUUCUACAGAAGGCUGUAUGACAGCAGUCAGUCCUGCGUUGAUGGCGAUCUUGCCCCCGUCAUCCGUCAAGUCCCAUCGCAGGUGCUGUCUAUGAUUGCGGGCGCCUGCCUUGCGCUUGGUCUGCCGUCGUGGAGGCCGGACUUCCUUGGCAGUGCUGGGAGCAGGUAUAAUCAGAUCCACGAGGACGUCGCCAUCGAGACGUUCGAGCAGGUCGUCAGAGGAAAGGCCUAUAACUACAUGGGCAUCCGGAAGGACGUGAUCCUUAAGGAUCUCGAGAAUGGUGCCCGCGUUCUCCGCGCCUUGUACCGCAGCUUCGUAUAUUCGCGCCUAGGCAAUCUUCUGAAGAUCGAGCUUAAGGAGGCGGGGAGCAUCAAGAAGUCAAUCGAGAACAACAAUCGGUACCGGCGGCGCAAGUCUCUGGCCAUGGUACGCGCUGGGCUGGUGGCUGAUGAGGGCGCUCAUCCUCGCAUUGUGAAGUUCCUCGAGCGUGCUGAUCUUCAGUCGGACGACGAGUACGACAACAACACGAAGAAGUACUAUAUCCUGCCCAAGGAGGCGCGCUCCGAGAAGCUCAGGCACUUCUUGCGUGCACUGGACGAGGGACACGUUGCUAAGCCACGCCGCACAACAGGGAGGUCGCCGAAGGGAGCGACAUUCCGUACCCGCGAGCAUCCCCCUGCUCCUCUCGCGCAGGCUGACAUCGAGGUGCUGCCACGGAAGGACAUACCUAUCGACUACUUCGAUCCCGGGUACUUCAACAACACGCUGACUUUGCGUGAGCGGGCGGAAUACACUGCGCAAGGGGUGCGCGUUGCGCUGCCUAGCAUCGCUCACAUUCAGAACAAGACCUGGAGCCAGCUGCGUGACACUGACUGGAUGAAGAUGCCGAACAGGAAGUUCCAGAAGCAGUACAGCGCAGCUGUACUGCAGGAUUACAGGAUACCAACUGCGCAGGACCGCGAGAACCUUAAGAACAAGUUUGCUGCCGAUCCUUGGGAUACAUCCAGCGAAGGAGAGGAUGAGGAAGGCGAAGUAUCGGACUAGGCGACAGUGGCUGACCGGUGGUAUAUGGAC
Messenger RNA from Schizophyllum commune H4-8, 1761 nucleotides. RefSeq lists its product as uncharacterized. Lineage: Eukaryota; Fungi; Basidiomycota; Agaricomycetes; Agaricales; Schizophyllaceae. The record is from RefSeq and is a predicted model, not a curated record. The transcript is spliced from 5 exons. The coding region runs from base 259 to 1731 and encodes 490 amino acids.